AUGGAUCUUCGGCCAAGACACAGACAAUCCUUUUCUGGCUUCACUCUAGCUGAGGUUGAGAAAAUGGAGCAUUUACAUAAGGAAUCUAGCGAACAGUCUUUGAAUGAGGAGUUUUAUAAGAAACUGGCAAGACUUUUCAAUCGUUCCAGUGGUCGUGCUGGAAAACCUGUUGUGAAGUGGACUGAGGUUCAAACUUGGUUUGAGGACAGGCAACGAAUCGGUCCCUCUAGAGAGACUUCAAGGGUUGCAGCUGAAACUGCUUCGAUACCUGAAGGUGAGAACGAUCAAGAUCUAUCUAGGCUGGAAUUUGAAGCGCUAUCAUCAAAAGAUGGGGCAUGGUAUGAUGUUGAAACAUUUUUAUCACACAGAUUUCUAAGUUCCGGUGAAGUUGAAUUUCUUGUGAUAUAUGUCGGUUUAGGAGCAGAGGAAGAUGAAUGGGUAAAUGUACGGAACUCCGUGCGAGAACGCUCCAUCCCUUUAGAGAAUUCAGAGUGCCAGAAAGUCAAUGUUGGAGAUCUUGUUGUGUGCUUCCAGGAGAGACAAGAUCAAGCAAGGUAUUAUGAUGCUCAUGUUUUAGAGAUUCAAAGAAAAUUGCAUGACAUAAGAGGUUGUAGAUGUAUUUUCUUGAUUCAGUACGACCAUGACAAGACAGAGGAGGAAGUCCGUCUGAGGAGAUUAUGUUGCCGACCAAGUAUGCUAGUAGAAUUAGAGAAGGAUUAG
Messenger RNA from Fraxinus pennsylvanica, 720 nucleotides. Lineage: Eukaryota; Viridiplantae; Streptophyta; Magnoliopsida; Lamiales; Oleaceae. The record is from the annotation of a GenBank genome assembly.